This is a messenger RNA of Python bivittatus (Burmese python), 642 nucleotides long. It is a transcript of the gene RAB6A, whose product is annotated as RAB6A, member RAS oncogene family. Gene Ontology annotation, molecular function: GTP binding; GTPase activity. The record is from RefSeq and is a predicted model, not a curated record. NCBI's taxonomy places the organism in Eukaryota, Metazoa, Chordata, Lepidosauria, Squamata, Pythonidae.
CUCGGCGAGCAAAGCGUUGGGAAGACUUCCUUGAUCACCAGGUUCAUGUAUGACAGCUUUGAUAACACCUACCAGGCAACAAUUGGCAUUGACUUCUUAUCAAAAACUAUGUACCUGGAAGAUCGCACAAUCAGGUUGCAGCUCUGGGAUACUGCGGGUCAGGAACGUUUCCGUAGCCUCAUUCCCAGUUACAUCCGUGACUCUGCUGCUGCUGUAGUAGUAUACGAUAUUACAAAUGUAAACUCAUUCCAGCAAACCACAAAAUGGAUUGAUGAUGUCAGAACGGAAAGAGGUAGUGAUGUCAUCAUAAUGCUUGUAGGAAACAAAACAGAUCUAGCAGAUAAGAGACAAGUAUCUAUUGAGGAAGGAGAACGGAAAGCCAAAGAGCUGAAUGUAAUGUUCAUUGAAACUAGUGCAAAGGCAGGAUACAAUGUAAAACAGCUUUUCCGACGCGUGGCCGCUGCUUUGCCUGGAAUGGAGAGCACGCAGGACAAAAGCAGAGAAGACAUGAUUGACAUCAAACUUGAAAAGCCUCAAGAGCAGCCAGUCAGCGAAGGAGGCUGUUCCUGCUAAUAGUGUGUGGGUUUUUUCUUCCUUCCUCAGACCAUCACUGGCUUCUCCCUCCCCUCCCCCCCCUCCCUC